AUGGAAAAAGCAAGUACCCUUGGUACUCAAGUCAAUGUUCAUUUUAUUCCAAAAUCUACAACAGAAAGUGCAUUGACCUUUCUUCGAUCCGAAUUUGGAAAACGAUUAAAAAGUAGUGAUACAUUUCGCAUUGUCACUGAUAUGAAUCGAGAUAAUGAAAUUUCUCCAAAUGAUGCUGGUGUUCGUCUACUUUUUCAAGUGCGAAAACUUGGAUUCUAUCAGAAAUAUCUUAUAUUCACUGGGAACGCAUCGGAAGGUCGAAGAAAAUUAAAUAAAGUUUUUCAGGGAAAUCAAUUGGAUGACGUCAAAAUUACAGAAGAUCCGACAGAUCUCGAACGAUUCGUGCUUUUCAAAUGA
This is a messenger RNA of Rotaria sp. Silwood1, 357 nucleotides long. NCBI's taxonomy places the organism in Eukaryota, Metazoa, Rotifera, Eurotatoria, Philodinida, Philodinidae. The record is from the annotation of a GenBank genome assembly.